Molecule: messenger RNA, 1626 nt
Organism: Exophiala xenobiotica
Lineage: Eukaryota; Fungi; Ascomycota; Eurotiomycetes; Chaetothyriales; Herpotrichiellaceae
Exons: 2
Coding region: 486-1043 (185 amino acids)
Biological process (GO): peptidyl-lysine monomethylation; peptidyl-lysine dimethylation
Cellular component (GO): cytoplasm
Molecular function (GO): protein-lysine N-methyltransferase activity
Source: RefSeq, a predicted model, not a curated record
AUGUUUUCUUCAUCAACGACUUUUUGACUUGGACGGUGCAAUUCUUGUGUAAAAGGUAUUUCCUUCUUGGUGGGCAAUCAAAGCUAUUCAUCCCAAGGGACAUCGGGGAAAAAUGACGACGACGUCGCACCCAUCAUCUCACCCAACACACCUGGACCCUAGCGAACUAGGAACAAAGGAGUAGUAUUUGGGAUAGAUACUACCAAAACGACCUCGACAAUGAUGACUCCGAUGCCGAGGAGGAAGACGAUGAUCAAGCAGGAGAUGCCGAACCACCAGACCCAUCAGAUCUUGAAUCCUGGUUCGACGACGUCGGCGCACCGGCGAAGACUCUCGAAUUUUUGACGUCCGACUCGUUUCCCUUGUCACCUAACCACACCGGCCGUGGGAGCGCGCCAACUCGAGCGCCUACAGUCCUAGAUCUCGGCACAGGCAACGGCAGUGCGCUGUUCUCUUUACGUCUCGAAGGUGGCUAUGCAGGCCGCAUGAUCGGCGUGGACUACUCGUCUCAAAGCGUCGAGUUGGCGAGGAAGUUAUGUCGACAAUACUUCCCACCUUCGAGUUCGAGUCCGAGUCCACCGACCUCGACCUCGAUCUCCGACGACGGCAAAAUCACUUUCGAAGUGCUGGAUCUGAUCAACGACGAUCCGACUGCUCAGCCGUGGUGGCCACGAGACGCGGCGCAGGGACCACCGAGUGGGUUCGACUUGGUUCUGGAUAAGGGCACGUUCGAUGCGAUUUCGCUGUCCUCUUCGACCACCACCGAGCCCUCGACGGGCCGGGUCAAGAGAAUAUGCGAGCUCUACCCGUCGAAAGUGCUGGAUAUGGUCAAACUUGAUGGAUUUUUAUUGGUCACGAGCUGCAACUGGACUGAGGACGAGGUUGCCUCGUGGUUCACGGGAGCUGGAGCAACUGGAAGCGCCAACGAGACUGGCAAGUUCGAAGUAUACGACAGGAUCAGGUAUCCUGUCUUCGAAUUUGGAGGACAGAAAGGGCAAGGGGUGGCGAGUGUGUGCUUCAGGAAAACAAAAGGGACGAGUUGAUGAUCUUUCAGUCAUAUCUCAUUUGAGCCAGAAUAUGGCAUGGCAUCAACGUUACCGGUCUGCCUCUCAUGGAUGUGUUCCAAGGCUUAGGCAAAAUUGUGAACCUACUACGGCUGUGAAAGGAGACAAGAUGCAGCUAACUCAUCAGCAUGUUCACAGCCCAAGGCACGGACAACUGUCGCAAGUCGCCGUAGUGCUGGCCGACACCGAUAAACUGCACAGGGACUGAAGUAGCAUGGACCAGACUGAUCAUGGUUCCGAUGCCGGACCCAACAGUAUCAAUCUUCGAGACAAUGAAUCCAUCCAGCUUCCGGCCCUUCCCCAGCGCUUUGGUGAAAUUCUGUGCCUGGCCGACCGAGUCAUUUCCAACCAAUGCUUCUGCGACUUGCAGCACCAGAUCCGGUCUGGCGAAGUCGACAAGCUUCUCGAGAGAUGCCAUGAGCUGAGUGUUUGUGUGCGCUCGACCUGCAGUAUCAAUCAAAACAACUUGAUAAUUGUUGGCGGCAGCGAAUGCUACUGCAUCUUUGGCCACAUUGGCAGCAUCCUUGCCGUAUCCCCGUUCGUAGAUAUUGACCGCGCCGAG